AUGUUUAGAUCAAGUCAGUUGUUUAAAAAUAGUAUCCGUGGUAUGCGCAAUGCUCGUAUACCAAUUACUCAUUUAAAACCAUCGCCUUUUAUGCCUCUGAGAGCUCAAUUUUACUCGACCAAUGCAAAAAACGAACCACCGAAAUUACGUUUCCUCUUCUAUAUGUUCAUUUUUGCUUCGGGGGUGCUAUACGUUGCCGGAAAUAGAUUAGACAAAAAAAAGACCAAGAACAGUUUUACAGAGAAGGAAUUUGAAGAAUAUGAGAUCACAAGCGGAUUAAAGAGACGUAGUAAGUUAAUCUCCACCAAAGAUGCAGAAAAAUAUAAGUUCUACGUUGUUCCAUACGUUCAUCAGAACGAGUUUAUUACCAAAAUUGCUGAAAAACUUGGAGAUAAAGAAGUGAGAGUUAUCGAUCCGGAAGAACUCAUUAAACGUGAAAGAGAAGACGAAUCCAGACAUUACUCUUAUUUGUUGCAAGAUUUAAAGCAAGAAGGUAAGCAAUUACCAAAAGGUUUGGUCACGGCAUUGAUCAAAGAUGAUAUCAAAUUUUACUUGAAUACAAGAAAGGGAACGUUUGAUACUAAUUUUGUCAUUAAGAAUUAUCCUCAAACUACCGACGAGGCCAUUAAAUUCGAGAAUGACAUAUCCGACAUUCAGAAGUGUAUAGUACUUCAUUAUGACAUGCUUAAUGAAUUAAAAAAGAAUAAAGGUGAUGAAAAAGCAAGAUUAAUUAACAACGUUGUUGGCUACUUCGAAACUGUAAACAAGGCCAGUGUCAUUACCGCUAAGCACGACGAGUUAGAUGACAAAUUACAAGAAAUCUCAUUAGAAUUUAUCUAA
Debaryomyces fabryi is the source of this 840-nucleotide messenger RNA. RefSeq lists its product as uncharacterized. NCBI's taxonomy places the organism in Eukaryota, Fungi, Ascomycota, Pichiomycetes, Serinales, Debaryomycetaceae. The transcript has a single exon. The record is from RefSeq and is a predicted model, not a curated record. The coding region runs from base 1 to 840 and encodes 279 amino acids.